Molecule: messenger RNA, 2646 nt
Organism: Bursaphelenchus okinawaensis
Lineage: Eukaryota; Metazoa; Nematoda; Chromadorea; Rhabditida; Aphelenchoididae
Source: the annotation of a GenBank genome assembly
AUGGCUCUGCCACCACCGAUCAUUGGUAAUGUCACAACGACACAAGAUACGAUGCCUCAAGGGCAUCUUAUCUUUGACGCGAAUUUUGAAUGCGGUAAGCUAUGGGACUUUAUGUUGUAGUAGGUAUUUUGGUGUUUUUUAUUAUAUAUUGAAAAAACUGCUUGCCAUGCAUUACUACUUGUUUUACAAUACCAAAUUUUAUUUUAGGAAACCUUGGUAGAGUAGACGAACUAAGUAUGUUUGAGUACGAUCUGUUCAUCCGACCAGACACUUGUAACCCCAAAUACCGAGUCUGGUUUUACUUUUCUGUCAAGAAUAUUCAACCAAACCAAAGGGUUAUGUUUAAUGUUGUCAACUUCUCAAAACUGCGGAAUCUAUUUGACACUGGGCAAGCUUCGCCUGUCUACAGAGAGCACGGUGAUGUUGUUGGCACGGAAUGGUACGUUAUGAAAGUUUUAUAAACAUAUAGAAUCAGAAUUUUAUAAAGAUAUGGAUUUUAGGUUUGAUAACAUAUAUAAUCAGGCUUUGACCAAGUACCUGACUUUCUAUUUUUAGGGCUCGAAUAGCGCCAAAGAAUAUAUAUUACUACCGUAGCCAAGUUCACGGUGACAGGUUCAUACUGUCAUUUGUUCAUGUUUUCAAAAAUGUCACUUCUUGUGAAUUUGCAUACUGUAUACCGUACUCGUAUACUCAGUUACAAGACUUUUUAACUUUGCUGGAACAAAAGAAUCUAAAUUAUUUCAAAAGAGAAGCGCUGUGUUAUACUGUGGUAAGUCAUUGCUACACGACUUUAUACAAUUAUGGACAAAGCUGUAGGGUGUAUGGUAUCUUAGGCUGUUCAAAUAAAUAUGCUUUCUGGCGCCGAAAAUGUGCUUUGAAAGGGGGCACUGAAUUAUUUGAACAACCUAAUAGUAUUAUAGUAUUCAAAAUCAAAAUUUUUAUUAUCUAGUUUUACCACUGUAAAAACAUAAUACUACACUUUAGCAAAAACGACGCGUAGAUUUGGUAACAGUAACCUCACACGAAAACAUGAUGAACGAGAGCAGGAAGGAGAAGGUAAUAUUCAUCACAGCUCGAGUCCACCCUGGAGAAUCACCUUCAAGUCAUGUGCUACAUGGUUUUCUGGAUUUUAUUUUGAGUAACGACAAACGAGCGAAGAAGCUACGGAGUUUGUACAUCUUCAAGAUAGUGCCCAUGCUCAAUCCUGAUGGGGUUUUUCUUGGAAAUUACAGGUAUUGUCUCUUUAUAUUUCGAGAUUUUUUAUGCCAUUUUAUGACGAAAGGUUAACUCUACUGUGGCCCAGGUUAAAACUUUACUGUAUGGUUUUGAAUUUUUAGAAUUUGAAAUUGUUUAGUCAAAGUAAUUUUUGAUUUUGUAGAUGUUCUUUGAUGGGAUUUGACUUGAACAGGCAAUGGCAACAUCCUUCAGUUUGGGCUCAUCCUACUAUAGCGGCCACCAAGGCUUUACUUUUACAUUACAAUACAAGCUCUGUAAGUGUGCCACAUUAUUUUUUAUUUUUACUAUGACUCACAAAGAUAUUAGCUUGUUCAGAUAAUUCUGCGCCUCAUCUGAAAGCAAAUUUUCGGGGUUGAGGUUGAAGGCAUAUAACAAUAUGAACAACCUAAUAUCAACUGUAUAAAAAUACUUACACAUACAUGUAUAUAUACAGACAUAGGUAAUACCUGAUUUUUAACUAUUUAUGAUAUGUUAAUGGCCAAUGUUUUAGAGAUCAGAAGUAGUUAUGUGUUUGGAUCUACACGCCCACUCUCAACGUACCAACUCGUUUUUGUACGGUAACAUGAAUACCAUAUCACCUAGGAAGUGUAAUCAACAGUUACUACUACCGUAUGCUUUGGCUGAAUUGACAGAAGACUAUAGUUUACAGUAUACUCAGUUCAAUACUGAUGCUGAAAAGGCUGGUACCAAUCGGAGGUAAUCAUUUUCUUACUAGUACAAUGUCUUUUACUAUAUCUUUUUAUAGAUAUGCUAUUACUAUAAUAUCUUUUGAAUUACAGUUCGGAAUAGGUUUCAAAGUAAUAUUACAUGCUAAAAAUGUCAUAAAAUACAAUUUUAGAACAAUGGGUGAACUGUUAGACGACAGUUGUAUGUGCUACACGAUGGAGGUGUCCUUCUUUUCCUACAAACAAAAGGACAAUCCUGAUGAACAGGCUACACCGUACUUGAAGUCUGGAUGUGAGUUCAAAUGUCAUAUUGAUCAUGAUAUAUUAUGGCGAUCUACUGAGUGAUCACAAUAAUUUUUAGACGAGUUAUUGGGGCAAAACCUUGGCAUAGCGCUACAUAAGUACUAUGAUUUCAUGACGAAUCCAACUAAACUGACAAUCGACCGAGAGUUUGAGUCGUUCUUGUCAAAACGAUGUGUUCGGACGUAUCGGGCUGUAAGUGUGACAUAUUAAUGUUGGAUAGGCUUAGAAGAAAGAUUUUUUUUAUUUUUUCACUAGUAUGAACAGUAAUGUAGUUAUUAGUAAGAUCAAUAUAGGUAUCAAGUUUGGAUAAAUUAAGUAUGCAUUAACCUUGAAUUGACUCAGAGGAAAGUAUGACUUUCUUUUGUGUUGGCUGUAGAAGUCGUCAACAAGAUCAUUACAGAACCGUAACCGCAGUAAAGGCAACGAGCGAUCUACUGAGUGA